Molecule: messenger RNA, 2809 nt
Organism: Crotalus tigris (Tiger rattlesnake)
Lineage: Eukaryota; Metazoa; Chordata; Lepidosauria; Squamata; Viperidae
Gene: DET1
Product: DET1 partner of COP1 E3 ubiquitin ligase
Exons: 5
Coding region: 248-1753 (501 amino acids)
Biological process (GO): positive regulation of proteasomal ubiquitin-dependent protein catabolic process; protein ubiquitination
Cellular component (GO): cullin-RING ubiquitin ligase complex; nucleus
Molecular function (GO): ubiquitin-like ligase-substrate adaptor activity; ubiquitin protein ligase binding
Source: RefSeq, a predicted model, not a curated record
CGCGGCCGGUCGGCUGCAGCGGACUCGUUGGUGGGGUUAGACCCGCCUCCUCUGGCGGAAAGAUGGCGGCGGCCAGCGCUGUCGACUGAACUGUGGAAGUUCGCCCCAUGAGGAGCGAGUUGGAGCGGAAAGUAUCGAGUUUUAUCAUCACCGCCUCCAAAUGUUCCAUUGCUGGACAACAUGAUUUGCCCCGUGUCUUCCUCAGAGCUCAGUAUUCCUGGUAUGUUCCCUGUUGGAAGAAAUUAGGAUGGAACAUGACAACCCGACCAUCAGACCUCGUCGGAUCCAGAACCAGAACGUCAUUUACCGUUUAGAACGUCGAAGGAUCACCUCUGGCAAAAUUGGGACACACUGGCACCAGGUCCGCAUUUUUCACCAGAACAUUUUCCCCAAUUUUACCGUGGUCAACAUUGAGAAGCCGCCCUGCUUCUUGCGAAAGUUUUCCCCCGAUGGAAGGUACUUCAUUGCUUUCUCCUCAGAUCAGACGUCUUUGGAGAUUUAUGAAUAUCAGGGAUGUCAAGCGGCAGAGGAUCUCCUCCAGGGUUAUGACGGAGAGAUCUUGGCCAAUGGCAACGAUCAGAGGUCCAUCAACCUCCGCGGGCGGCUCUUUGAGCGGUUCUUUGUCCUUCUUCAUAUCACCAACGUGGCCUCCAAUGGGGAGCACUUGAACCGUGAAUGUAGCUUGUUUACAGACGAUUGUCGAUACGUCAUUGUUGGCUCUGCUGCCUACCUGCCCGAGGAGCCCCAUCCGCCAUUUUUCGAGGUUUACCGCAACAGUGAAUCGGUGACGCCUAACCCCAGGUCUCCUUUGGAAGACUAUUCUUUGCACAUUAUAGACCUUCACACUGGUCGGCUGUGUGACACCCGGACCUUCAAAUGCGACAAAGUCAUCUUAUCCCACAACCAAGGCCUCUACCUAUAUAAGAAUAUCUUGGCUAUUCUCUCCGUGCAGCAGCAAACGAUUCACGUCUUUCAGGUAACCGCCGAAGGUACCUUCAUUGAUGUACGAACUAUAGGGCGCUUUUGUUACGAGGAUGACCUUCUCAUGCUCUCGGCUGUCUACCCAGAGAUCCAGCGGGAUUCACAGACAGGGAUGGCCAAUCCCUACAAAGAGCCGUUCAUCAAUUCUCUGAAACACAGGCUGUUGGUCUAUUUGUGGCGAAGGGCAGAACAAGACGGACGCGCCAUGGCUAAGAGGAGGUUCUUUCAAUAUUUUGACCAGCUGAGACAGCUCCGCAUGUGGAAGAUGCAACUGUUGGAUGAGAAUCAUCUUUUCAUCAAAUACACAAGUGAGGACGUAGUCACACUGCGAGUGACGGAUCCUUCACAGCCUUCCUUUUUUGUGGUGUACAAUAUGGUGACUACCGAAGUGAUCGCUGUCUUUGAGAACACGUCCGAUGAGCUGCUGGAACUCUUUGAGAACUUCUGUGACCUCUUCCGUAACGCCACUCUCCACAGCGAGGCCGUUCAGUUCCCUUGCUCGGCCUCAAGCAACAAUUUUGCCAGGCAGAUCCAGCGCCGUUUCAAGGACACCAUUGUGAAUGCAAAGUACGGGGGACACACAGAGGCUGUGCGACGGCUCUUGGGUCAGCUUCCAAUCAGCGCACAAUCAUACAGUGGCAGCCCUUACCUUGACCUCUCUCUCUUCAGCUAUGAUGACAAAUGGGUUUCGGUCAUGGAACGUCCCAAAACAUGUGGUGACCACCCAAUCAGAGACCUGCCACUACAGAGCCUGCAACGAACUCGGAGCUAAGCCAUGAACAUUUGAGCAUACAAAACACCGAUGUUUUCCAGUUUGCACUUCACAAGUAAGGUUGAUUCCUUUAAGCUUCCAGGUCUCUGACUUAAGCCAAGCCCUGUAAUAGGGAGCAGGCUCAGUUGUUAAGUUUUAUUGUAUUUUUCCAUUCUCCUGUUUUUCAACCACAGUUUAAUCGGCAAACGCUAACAGGUGGCCCUAUGUGUAAUCCUCCGUGCAAUGCUUGACUGAUUGUGUUUGCAGGACACGGUUAACUACGGUUUACUGAACUAAUUCAAUUGCUCGGGUCUGUAGAACACCCUGAGUCACAAACUAGCCGGAUCCCAUUUUAGACUCGCACGUUGUGAGAAUAUGGCUACGAGGCUAGUUAGUUAGUUCAGGGAAAUGACACUGCUGUUCAGUGUGCCAGAAGAAAGAAUCAACAAGCCCUUAGACUGAAGAAACAGAAUCUGGAAGUUACAUUUGCAAGCUGGUGAAGAACGUACUGCUCAUCUUUAAGACUUAGCCCCAAUUUCUACUUUUUGUUUUCAUUUUUGGGGUAGGCACCGACACACUAUUCUGCUAAUUAUCAAUCGCUGGUGGAAAAAAGAAACUGGGAAACAUCCUUUCAUGUUCCUUAUGUAGAAUAUAGUGGAGGUAUCUGAGUUGGAUGGCGUGUGGGAAAGGGGGCAGCCUUUGAUCUCACCUAAUAGCUGAGCUAACCAGAGCUUAACCAAUUCACACGCCAGUCUAUCUUAGCCUUUCUUUGCUCAAAUGUGAAAGUAAGUUGUUGGAACUCUCCUUUGCCCUUCAUUAGCCACAUGUCCAGCGUUUAUUCUGCUUUGAAUGGUGUGUGUGUGUCUCUCUCUGUGUUGUUUAGACUGAUGGGAGUUUGUUUGCAAAUCCUUCUAAAGGUUAUGCUGAACUGCAGGAUUGAGCAAAGAAACAAACAUGUCGAGAUGUUCCCUUUCCGUGACCUAAUGGGCAACUGGCAAAAUAAAAAGCUACUGCUUCCAGGCUAGGUGAAUUUCAAGUGCAAAACCAACAUAGAUCCAGAAAAACACCGAGACCAGA